AUGUCUGAAAUUACAUUAGGAAGAUAUCUUUUUGAAAGAUUGCACCAAUUAAAAGUUGAUACCGUCUUUGGUGUCCCCGGUGAUUUCAAUUUAUCCCUUUUGGAUAAGAUUUACGAAAUCGAUGGUAUGAGAUGGGCAGGUAAUGCCAACGAAUUGAAUGCCGGUUAUGCUGCUGAUGGUUACUCGAGAGUUAAGGGUAUGGGUGCCAUUGUUUCCACUUUUGGUGUUGGUGAAUUGUCCUUGACAAAUGCCAUUGCUGGAUCCUUUGCCGAGCAUUGUGCCAUUUUGAACGUUGUUGGUGUUCCUUCAGUCAAUGCUCAAGCCAAACAAUUGUUAUUGCACCAUACUUUGGGAAAUGGUGACUUCACCGUUUUCCACAGAAUGUUUAAAAACAUUAGCCAUUCCAGUGCUUUUAUUUCUGAUAUCAAUAGCGCUCCAAAUGAAAUUGACAGAUGUAUCAGAGAUGCUUAUGUUUAUCAAAGACCAGUUUAUGUUGGUUUACCAUCAAAUUUGGUUGAUAUGAUGGUCCCAAGCUCAUUGUUGGAAACACCAAUUGAUUUGUCGUUGAAACCAAACGAUGCAGAUGCUCAAGAAGAAGUCAUUGAAACUGUCGAAAGACUCAUAAAGGAAGCCAAGAACCCGAUUGUUCUUGUCGAUGCUUGUGCUUCAAGACACUCUUGUAAACCAGAAGUUGCUAAAUUGGUUGAUUUAACCCAAUUCCCAGUAUUUACUACUCCAAUGGGUAAAUCAGGUAUCAAUGAAUCGCACCCUAGAUUCGGUGGUGUAUACGUUGGUUCUUUAUCGCGACCAGAUGUUAAAGAGGCAGUCGAGAGUGCUGAUUUGAUCUUAUCAGUUGGUGCUUUGUUAUCAGAUUUCAACACUGGAUCAUUUUCUUAUGCCUACAAGACCAAGAAUGUUGUUGAAUUUCAUUCCGAUUACACCAAGAUCAGACAAGCUACUUUCCCCGGUGUUCAAAUGAAGGAAGCUUUACAGAAAUUGUUGCAAACUGUCGCCUCUUCUAUCAACCCAUCAUACACACCAGUUCCAGUGCCACAACAAAAGUUGGUUAACUCACCAGCUCCUCCAAACACGCCAUUGACUCAAGAAUACUUGUGGACAAAGGUGAGCUCCUGGUUUAGAGAAGGUGAUAUCAUUGUAACUGAAACUGGUACUUCAGCUUUUGGUAUUGUACAAUCUCGUUUCCCCAACAACACCAUUGGAAUUUCACAAGUGCUUUGGGGCUCUAUUGGUUACACAGUUGGUGCUACAUGUGGUGCAGCCAUGGCAGGUCAGGAAAUUGAUCCAAACAGAAGAGUCAUUUUGUUUGUCGGUGAUGGUUCAUUACAAUUGACAGUUCAAGAAAUUUCGACCAUGUGUAGAUGGAACUGUAACAACACCUACUUGUUUGUCUUGAACAAUGACGGUUACACUAUUGAAAGAUUGAUUCACGGUGAAAACGCAACAUAUAAUGAUAUCCAACCAUGGAACAACUUGCAACUUUUGCCAUUGUUUAAUGCCAAAGACUAUGAAACCAAGCAAGUUAGCACUGUGGGCGAAUUGAACGAUUUGUUCCUGGAUAAGGCCUUUGCUAAACCGGACAAGAUUAGAAUGGUUGAAGUGAUGUUGGCUAGAAUGGAUGCUCCAGCUAAUUUGGUGGCACAAGCUAAGUUGUCAGAGCAAACUAAUGCCGAAAUAUAA
This is a messenger RNA of Lodderomyces margitis, 1698 nucleotides long. RefSeq names its product indolepyruvate decarboxylase 1 (gene PDC11). The record is from RefSeq and is a predicted model, not a curated record. Gene Ontology annotation, molecular function: thiamine pyrophosphate binding; carboxy-lyase activity; magnesium ion binding. NCBI's taxonomy places the organism in Eukaryota, Fungi, Ascomycota, Pichiomycetes, Serinales, Debaryomycetaceae. The transcript has a single exon. The coding region runs from base 1 to 1698 and encodes 565 amino acids.